AUGACAGACGCCGAUGCCUUUCGGGAUGCGGAAUACAUCGCUGACGUGUCCGGCAUAUCCUAUGACGAUGCGGAACCUCCAAGGCCAACAGGCACGCUUAGCAGCCAGAAUGCCUGCGUGAAGAAAGUUAACUCGGCUGCCAAAGUUGCUUUCAUCGACAGACUGAUGCGCGAUCUUGACAUAUUUGUUUAUUGUCAACUGUCCGCCCUAUAUUACAUGGACUGUUCAUUUCCGCUAUUUGCAAUACGCGCGGCUGUUCAAUCGGUCCUCUUCACCCCCAAAGCGCCCCCUUUCGAACCUAGGCGCAACCAGCCCUUCAUCAACGGCAUCAUCCUCAGUAACCUCAUAUGCAUGUUAUUCCAUGUCUUCUUCAUUCACCCAGAGGCUGGUGAAGAAACUCGCGGCUACCUCAAUGGUGGACUAUUCAUCGAUCUCAUUGGGCAACGCCCCGUCUCCGUCCUACGACUCCUCUCCUUCGAUCUCCUGAUCUUCUUCGUUGAUAUCAUUUUGCUUGCCUUGACCAUUGAAAGGGUGAACAUCCUUGGUUCUUCCACUCCGGCCUCCACGGAAUCAGCCUCAACUUCAAAUGCAAAUACGGACCAAGAGACCGCGGCACAUCAGUCCCAAGACCAUGACGCCGAAGAGCGCGGAGUCCUGAGACAAGAAGACGGCGAUGAAGAUAUCCCCUCUACGCAUGAAAGUGUAGCAUCUUCCCCAAAUAGCAUUGUCGACGCUGAAGUCGACGAAGAGCGCGCAAAUCUCCUAGCAGACCCGACCGAUAUUGAGUCUCCAAUCCUCGCUCGAGGAGGUCACCCGAUGGAUACAUUUGCGGCAGGCGAGGCUGUCGUCGUCAACGCGCGCUUCUUCGGCACGCUGGUAGACCAAUGGCGUUAUUCAAGGGAUCUCGUGCGACAGACACCGGCUUUUCCGCCCGCUGAGACGGCGACUUUCCUACGCCAACGUUUUGGUCUCCAGGUUGGUGCUGAUGGCCGCUUUGAACGUACUGACACUUAA
Molecule: messenger RNA, 1014 nt
Organism: Penicillium brevicompactum
Lineage: Eukaryota; Fungi; Ascomycota; Eurotiomycetes; Eurotiales; Aspergillaceae
Product: DSC4 family protein
Exons: 2
Coding region: 1-1014 (337 amino acids)
Biological process (GO): protein processing; SREBP signaling pathway
Cellular component (GO): Dsc E3 ubiquitin ligase complex
Source: RefSeq, a predicted model, not a curated record